GGGAAAUGAUGAAAACUGAAGUAAUGCUGUAAUGGUCACUUUGGCUCCCUACGGGCCCGCAGCUCGCAACUGGCCGCGCCGCGCGCCACUCGCCGCGCCACCGCCCAUCUUCUCCCUCUCGUCUCGCCGCGCCGCCGUCCAACAUAGUGUUCUCAUCUCGGCACGCAACCCAGGUUGUCUAUCGCCACCAACCCUAGGUUUGGCAGCGGCAAAACACUCCAACUUGCGCCGCCGCCCGCGGCCUCCGAUCCGCUUCGCCCGCGAGCACCUCUCUCCGUCGACCCCAGCAACGGCAGAGGUUCCGCGCCACUGACCCCAUCCGUCUCCAGUCCGCCGCCGCGGAGCUCCUCCCGAGCUCGCCGCCCUGACGAGGCGGCCUGCUCCCCUUCCCUGCUGAGCUCAAUCCGGCCGAGUUCGCUGACCCACUCGCAUCCAGCCCACCCGCACCUCCCCCACCAACCCCCCCCCCCCCCCCCCCCCCCCCCCCCCGUCCUCAGACGAGGUCUCCGUCCAGCGCAGCGCUCUGCUCGUCUCGCCAACAACCCUUUGCCCCCUCCUCCACUCCAGUCCCGGCCAAUUAUACCCCAUACGAAGGAUUAUUUGGCAGCCAACAGUUUAUGUUCUUAGUGGAAAUACUUUGAACCAUUCAGGGCUCCCCGCUUGCCUAUGAGUGAGGCCCCAUGGCGGGGCUGGAGGAGUUGAAGAAGAAGUUGCAACCCUUGAUGUUCAAUGACCCUGACAAAGAUGGCUUUAGUACUAGGGUUCCUUUCCCGGAGGAUACCUGCGAUUCCUAUGUGGUCUCUGAUGGUGGAACUAUAAACUUACUGAGUAGAUCAUUCGGUGAGUAUAACAUCAACGAACAUGGCUUCCAUAAACGAAGUGCUGGAGCAGAUGAGUCAGAUUUUGGCGAGAAGGCAUACCGAUGUGCCUCUCAAGAUAUGCAUAUAUUUGGUCCCAUUGGUAAUGGUGCAAGCAGUGUUGUGCAGAGAGCUAUCUUUAUACCGGUUCAUCGAAUUUUGGCCUUGAAGAAGAUAAACAUAUUUGAGAAGGAGAAGAGACAACAAAUUCUGAAUGAGAUGAGAACAUUAUGUGAAGCAUGUUGCUACCCCGGUUUAGUAGAAUUCCAGGGUGCAUUUUACAUGCCUGAUUCUGGACAAAUAAGCAUCGCCCUUGAAUACAUGGAUGGUGGCUCCUUAGCAGAUGUUAUAAAGGUCAAGAAAUCUAUACCGGAGCCAGUUCUCGCACAUAUGCUACAGAAAGUAUUACUUGGUCUGCGCUACUUGCAUGAAGUAAGACAUCUAGUGCAUAGAGAUAUAAAGCCAGCAAAUAUGCUGGUUAAUCUCAAGGGUGAGGCAAAGAUUACAGACUUUGGUGUAAGUGCUGGUCUGGACAAUACGAUGGCUAUGUGUGCUACUUUUGUAGGCACUGUCACAUAUAUGUCACCUGAGAGAAUUCGCAAUGAGAACUACUCUUACGCUGCUGAUAUUUGGAGUCUUGGACUAACAAUAUUGGAAUGUGCUACUGGUAAAUUUCCAUACAAUGUAAAUGAAGGCCCAGCCAAUCUCAUGCUGCAGAUACUUGAUGACCCAUCGCCAGCACCACCAGAAAAUGCUUUUUCAUCAGAGUUCUGUUCCUUCGUCAAUGAUUGCCUGCAGAAAGAUGCUGAUGCAAGGCCGACAUGUGAGCAGCUUUUGUCACACCCAUUCAUCAAGAGGUAUGAAAAUGCUGGUGUGGACUUGGCAGCAUACGUCAAAGGUGUUGUUAAUCCAGAAGAAAGAUUAAAGCAAAUAGCAGAAAUGCUUGCUGUUCAUUACUACCUCUUGUUUAAUGGCUCUGAUGGGCUUUGGCAUCAUAUGAAGACAUUCUACAUGGAAGACUCAACUUUCAGUUUCUCAGGGAAUUUGUAUGUUGGCCAAAGUGACAUAUUUGAUACUUUAUCAAAUAUAAGAACGAAAUUAAAAGGUGAUCGGCCUCGGGAGAAAAUUGUUCAUGUCGUGGAAAAGCUACAUUGCCGUGCAAAUGAGGAAACAGGAAUUGCUAUUCGUGUGUCUGGAUCAUUCAUUGUCAGCAACCAAUUUCUAAUAUGCGGUGAAGGGUUGCAAGCUGAAGGGAUGCCCAGCUUGGAGGAACUCUCGAUUGACAUUCCAAGCAAGCGGGUAGGUCAGUUCCGAGAGCAGUUUAUCAUGCAUCCAGGGAGAUCCAUGGGGUGCUACUACAUAUCAAGGCAAGAUCUCUACAUUAUCCAAGCAUGAAAACUUUUAUAAUUUCUAAGGUUGAUGAAUUGUUGAUAACGGUGUUGAUCAUCUAUGUGCUCCAGCGAUUGCUCAUAUUGCUUGUGUUUCACUUCAUUUAUGCUGUCAUGGUGGAAACCUUAUUGGGCAACAAGGGGUUGAUGAUUCAAGUUGCCGCUGAAGGGUAUAGGAUGGUAUGAACAUCACAAGACAUAACUUUCACACGCUUUAGAAAAAUCAUUCGGUCCUGUGACUUAUAUGUUUUUGCGAUUAUAACUGCAACGUAAAUUUUUCGUAUUAUCGUCUGUAUGGAGUCCUUUUUUGAACAAUUGUAUUAAGAAGAACAAGAUUAGAUUUAUCUUUACUUAUAAAGAUCUGAGUUCAUUCAUC
Brachypodium distachyon (stiff brome) is the source of this 2621-nucleotide messenger RNA. RefSeq names its product mitogen-activated protein kinase kinase 6-like (gene MKK3-2). Gene Ontology annotation, biological process: MAPK cascade; protein phosphorylation. The record is from RefSeq and is a predicted model, not a curated record. Gene Ontology annotation, molecular function: MAP kinase kinase activity; ATP binding. Lineage: Eukaryota; Viridiplantae; Streptophyta; Magnoliopsida; Poales; Poaceae. The coding region runs from base 681 to 2252 and encodes 523 amino acids. The transcript is spliced from 11 exons.